Messenger RNA from Pestalotiopsis fici W106-1, 999 nucleotides. RefSeq lists its product as uncharacterized. The transcript has a single exon. Gene Ontology annotation, cellular component: core mediator complex; mediator complex. NCBI's taxonomy places the organism in Eukaryota, Fungi, Ascomycota, Sordariomycetes, Amphisphaeriales, Sporocadaceae. Bases 1 to 999 code for a protein of 332 amino acids. The record is from RefSeq and is a predicted model, not a curated record. Gene Ontology annotation, molecular function: transcription coregulator activity. Gene Ontology annotation, biological process: regulation of transcription by RNA polymerase II.
AUGGACGUGCAAAUGGCUGCGCGCUUUGAGCGCGUAGAAAAAGCAUUGGCAACUCUCAUCGAUUCGGUGUCCCGCUACAAUCCAACGAUUUCGCAAGGGAAUGAGCUGGUCGCAGCUGAUCAAGAACUCGGCAAGGGCCUCGAGGAGCUCAAGGUCCACCAGCAAAAUUACGAAAGAAUACAACGAUUACGAAGUGUUACCAAUGGCCUUGACAGUCAGAUCAAGGAUACUCUGACACAACUUGCUCAGGCUCGUAAGGAGCUGGGUAACACCCCCGCCACCUCUUUCCCGAGCGGUCCCAACUAUCCGAUCAAGUACGAUGAGCUCCUCGCCUAUGCCAGACGGAUUUCCAAGACAACAAUGCCCAAUGCGAAUGUGCUCGCCGCUGCGCAAGCCAACGCCAUCGAGUCGGCAGCAAAACCAGACAGUGGCGCCGAGACACCAAACGUGCCGACUCCGGUGGCAGGCACCCCUAAUGGUGUAGGAACACCGGCUCAGGUCAAUGGCGCUGCUUCUACGCCUGCUAUGAGCGGGGACCCGGCGAGCCAACAGACCAAUGCCACAUUGCCUGAAGGGCUCCAGGCGCACCUUAACCCUCUUGCCAACAUCGACUUUCUUCCCUGGCCAAGCGAGGAUCUCCUUCGUCAAGGCGCUCUUGCCAACAUCCAAUUCCUCCAAGAUCAAGGCAUCAACCCACAAGGAUAUGACCCGGCCGCUGAAGAGGCACGGAAGAAACGUGAAGAAGAGGAAGCCAAGGAGAGGGAAGAACAAGAGAGGCUGCAACGGGAAGAGAACGAGCGCAAGUUCAGAGAGCAGCGAGAGCGUGCAAGGAUCGAGGAGGAAAAAGCCAGAGAGGAAAGUUUCAGACGCGCGAGUGUCAGCCAGGCUCAAGCUGGUGCAACCUCGGGUGCAGGCUCGAGCCCCCCGCCGCCUCCACCGCAGCAGCAAAAACAGUUCCAAUUCAUGGGAGGAGACGAUGACGACGACGACAGCGACUAG